Echinococcus granulosus is the source of this 825-nucleotide messenger RNA. RefSeq lists its product as hypothetical. The coding region runs from base 1 to 825 and encodes 274 amino acids. NCBI's taxonomy places the organism in Eukaryota, Metazoa, Platyhelminthes, Cestoda, Cyclophyllidea, Taeniidae. The transcript has 5 exons. The record is from RefSeq and is a predicted model, not a curated record.
AUGGAUAAAUGCCUGAAAUUUAUCAGAUUCAAAAAUCCUGACAAAUGUGGACUACUUUUUUUGUUCUUGUCUCAAAGGUGUAAAUUUACUUUGCUCUUACAAUCAUUAAAACAAAUUAUGCGAAGCACUUUUAAGUCAAAACCGGUAGUCCAAAAUUAUCAUGCGCGGUUCUUUUGCCCAGUUCAAAUAAAUGAAUUACUAAAGAUAAAGCAUCGAAAAUUACCACCCACUCCAUCUGUAUACGUUGUGCAGCAAGUAAAUGAAUUUACGGGAUUUAAAAGAAUAUCCUACAACAUUGAAAUGACGAAGAUACUUAAAUUGUGCUUUGAGGAUUAUGCUGCAGUUCUCCACACUACUGCUAGUAACUUAUUUACUGAGUUGACAUUUGCCUUCAAAUGUUUUUCGUCUCUCCACGAAAGGCCGGUCACCUCCGAUGGGAUUAAUGCACAGUUGAAAAGUUUGGACACCACCAGUGCACAUGUUAAAACAAAACAUGGUAAGGUUUCAUUAAAGUACAAGGCAGAACAUGACCAACUCAAUACAUGGUUCAUCCUGCACGGGUGUCUCGAUAGGAAAACAACACCAUCAUUCUCAUCUUGCACAAAUAGCAAAUCUCCGAUUUUUCAAUCAUACCGCGUGCUUGCGUAUUUAAAACAGGAAAAUAAACGGAAAAUGGAUCAGGUUUUGUUGUUAACUUUUGGAACUUUGGUUAUUAGUCGACUGAAAAAUAGCCAGCGAAUUGCAAAUAAUUGGUAUCACUCAUUAGACCAAGAGCAAGUUUACUUAAUAACGCUCAAAACACCAUUUAUCAUUUCAAUGAAUUGA